Molecule: messenger RNA, 807 nt
Organism: Phoenix dactylifera (date palm)
Lineage: Eukaryota; Viridiplantae; Streptophyta; Magnoliopsida; Arecales; Arecaceae
Gene: HCF153
Product: high chlorophyll fluorescence 153
Source: RefSeq, a predicted model, not a curated record
AACCUUUAAAAAAAGCACUGCGACGACGAGGCCUCUCAGAUUCGCUCCCUCCCCCACGACUGUAUCCGGCGACACCUCCAAAUGGCUCGAAGCAUUCUCGCUCUCAGUCCCCCGUCGCAUUUCAACAAAUACCCUGCUGCUGCUGCGACCUUCUUCCCCUCGCGCCCCUCUUCCUCCCGUACUCGUGCUCUUGCUCUCGCUGGAAGCCUUCGCGGCGGUAGUAGAAGGCGGGAGAGAGAGCUGGUGGUGAGGGCUGGGCCUCCGAGCACCAACAGCCUCAUCCUCGCCUUCGUCCUCCCUUUCUCCCUCAUCGCCGGCACCAUCUUCACCUCCAUCAGGAUCGCCGAUAGGCUUGAUGAGAAGUACCUUGAGGAGCUUGCAAAGAACCAAGCAAUAGUGGAAGAGAACGAAGCAGCAGCUGCAGCUGCUGCAGAAGAUGAUGGAAAGGAAGCACAAGUAGUGGAAAGGGCAAUACCAGCAGCAGCAGGGGUUGAUGGCGAUGGCAAAAUCUUGCUACAAAAAGAGGAGGAAGUGGCUGCUGUUCCACGAGCUCGCAACCGUCCCAGACGGGGAGCGUAAACAGAGGCUAAAUCUUUCCGCGUCUCCGUGCUUGCUGUAAUAUGUUUGGAAAUAGUACCAUAUACCUUUAUGCUGUUUCAGAAGAAUCAUGUUUGCUGUAUGGGUAAAAUUUGUCAAACUUGAUUCUGUAUAAAUAACAUGACACAUCUGAAGAGAAAAAUCGAUACUAUAUCAUUUAAAACAAUCAAAGCCAGCAUUUAUAAUGAUAAAUGCCAUCUUUUGAAUAAA